UGAAGAAGGGAUCAGCAAGUUCUUUCGCAUCUAGAAAAUGGUCGAUAAUCCUGGCGCUAGUGCUUCAACUGAUGAUGGCAGUAUCAAGGAGCAAGACCGUUUGUUGCCAAUCGCAAAUGUUAGCCGGAUCAUGAAGCAAACUUUGCCGACUAAUGCAAAAAUCUCUAAGGAAGCCAAGGAGACGAUGCAGGAGUGUGUGUCGGAGUUCAUUAGUUUUGUCACAGGAGAAGCAUCCGAGAAGUGCAAGAAGGAGAGAAGGAAGACGGUGAACGGGGACGACAUCUGCUGGGCUCUGGCAGCACUAGGCUUUGAUGACUAUGCCGGGCCAUUAAAAAGGUACUUACAAAGGUAUAGAGAAUUAGAAGGAGAUAGAGUACUGAAUCAAGAGAAGGCUGGCAACACUGAAGAAAACGAUGAACCAUCCUCAUGUAGAGGUAGCCAACCAAGGAAUUGAUCAGGCCGUGACUCCUUCCCCAUUGAACUUCAACUAAUUAUCUCCAGCUGACCAAAACCAAAUUUAAGGUUUUGGGAAUUGAUAGGUAAAAUAAUAGUUUCUAGCUUUUAACUUUUGAGUACAAUGAUGAAAGAUUGAGGGAUUUCACUUUUUUUUAUCUGGGUAAUUUAGUUCAUGAGAUCUAUGUACGAACCUUGGCUAUUUUCUCCCUGAACCACACAUCUUAAUUAAUAGUUCAUGCGUGUCUGGGAAUUGAAUUGAUUGGCACCUUGAGGUGUUUGAAUGGUUGUAGUAAUUUUUCUUGCUUUAAUGAGAAAAUAGAGUAAAAAUUGUGCUAAAGCUAAUAGCUUUUUGCCUUGA
This is a messenger RNA of Vitis vinifera (wine grape), 814 nucleotides long. Its product is annotated as nuclear transcription factor Y subunit B-5. Gene Ontology annotation, cellular component: nucleus; CCAAT-binding factor complex. Gene Ontology annotation, biological process: regulation of transcription by RNA polymerase II. Gene Ontology annotation, molecular function: RNA polymerase II cis-regulatory region sequence-specific DNA binding; protein heterodimerization activity; DNA-binding transcription activator activity, RNA polymerase II-specific. The record is from RefSeq and is a predicted model, not a curated record. The transcript has a single exon. The coding region runs from base 38 to 454 and encodes 138 amino acids. NCBI's taxonomy places the organism in Eukaryota, Viridiplantae, Streptophyta, Magnoliopsida, Vitales, Vitaceae.